Messenger RNA from Neocloeon triangulifer, 983 nucleotides. RefSeq names its product hepatic lectin-like. The transcript has 6 exons. Lineage: Eukaryota; Metazoa; Arthropoda; Insecta; Ephemeroptera; Baetidae. Gene Ontology annotation, cellular component: external side of plasma membrane. The record is from RefSeq and is a predicted model, not a curated record. Gene Ontology annotation, biological process: biological process involved in interspecies interaction between organisms. Gene Ontology annotation, molecular function: carbohydrate binding. Bases 56 to 697 code for a protein of 213 amino acids.
GGAUAAAAGGCUUUGGCGAAUCGAGUUUGACACACUCAAGUGGAAGAACUGGAACAUGGCUCGUCUCAUUUCGCUGAUCGUGUUGCUCGUCGGUGCCGGCCUGGCCGACGAAUCUUCAAACAAGGAUUUUCAAUUGGAAUUGUUGAAAAUGUUGAACGAGACCAACCAGAAACUCAACCUUUUGACAAAACUUGUACAUGAUCAUGCUGAAGAUGCCGAAAAUCAGUUCGGCGACGUUCGGAAAACCUUGAAAUGCUUACGAGCUAGUUCAGCGAAAACGACGCUGUUGUCAAACGGGAAAAUGUACUCGUUCCAGCUAGUUGAGAAAUCUUGGAGUUCAGCCAACGAAACUUGCGAAAAGCAAGGACUGCACUUGGCCAAAAUCAGGGAUUCGGACGACCUGAAGUUGGUGCUGGAAGAGGGCAACAAAGUCAGUCAGUACACUGUAAGUUGGUGGGUUUCGGCGAAAAACGACGGAAGCGGAAGUGAAAAGGACUUCCGGUGGCACGACGGGACCAAAUUGGACGGGAACAGUUCUUUGUGGAGGAAGGGCGACUUUGAAAAUGACGACUGCGUUCGUGUCUAUAAUAAUUUCAGCUACAGCCCCUUUUACAGCCACAACGAGGUGAACUUGUACAGACAUCCGUGCACCGAUUCCUCAAAAUACAUUUGUGAAGUUCCAAGCGAAUGCUACUGAGCAAAAGUAGCAAAAACUUUUUAAUCAAUGAAAUGGCAUUUUUAAUUCUAAAUUUAUCUUAUUACAACCGAUAUUUUUACUCUUCACUGAAAUUAAUUCAAUUUAAUUAAAGAAAUUAUUUAUUUAUCUAUAAAACAGUUAAUUUUCUUAUUUUUUAAAGAAAAUAUAUGCAAAUAUAUGAAUAAAAUUAGAUUGGAGAUUUCCGCUAAUAAAAGUUGAUAAGAUGAAAACAUGCAAAAUUUUCCGAUUUGAUUGUCACCCGAGAUUUCAUUUCUUAUCUUCCAUU